CAUCCAGACUGGCCCGACUGGAAUGCCCCCUGUAGCCACGGAGGACACCGCCCCAGCGCAGUCCAGUUACCAACGCAUUGUCACUGAGGACCUGACCACGGAUCAGACCCAGAGAGACUUGGGCUGGGGCCAUUGGGCUGUCCUCCUGUUCCCGGCUCAGAAUACUUACCGAUAUUUCACCAGGUCCAGAGGACGGUUCAUUCUCGUGGAGAUGGUGAGGUGUUAUACACAGGCAUUGAUGACCUGUCUUGUACUUACGCUACAGAGAUGGACACUGGCAACGUAUCCUUGGAUUUAGAGACACAGAAUGAUCUGUCUAGAGGGGACUGGAACCGGUACAGUAGUAGUGUAUACUCUGAAGGGUGCCUAGAUAAGAAAGGAGAAGUUAUAGUCGUAGACGAAGUGACUGUGAAAGUGGAGGGCGAUGCUCCUCCCACAUGGAAUGCAAAUAGUCACCUAGGAGACAGACACUCACAAGGCAGAGAUUUCUUAGAUUACAGGGAAAGCUUAGAGACAAAUCCAAAUGUCGUCCACCCGUUCCGGGAUCGCGACCCAGUGUCCACGUCAAUGGGGCCUUCCGAUUCACACGGCUGUGCCCUUUUGGAUCAGGCAUUGAACUCAAAAGACAGGGCUAGAGCCCAGGCUCUGGGAGGGGAAGCAACAUCUGGCAAAAAACAGGGGGUGAAACCCUUUAGCUGUACCCAGUGUUCUAUGCGCUUCGCCCAGGCUGGUAACCUGAAGAGGCACCAGAGGGUCCACACAGGGGAGAAACCAUUCAGCUGUACCCAGUGUCACAUGUGUUUCGCCCAGGCUGGUGACCUGAAGAGGCACCAGAGGGUCCACACAGGAGAGAGACCUUACAGCUGCCCCGAGUGUGAGAAGAGGUUCUCCCACCAGCACCAUCUGAAGAUGCACUUGAAGAUCCACACUGAAGCGAGGCUGUUCGCCUGUACGCCCUGUGGGAAGAGAUUUUCAGAUAGGAGCUACCUCAGGAUACACCAGCAGAAAAACCAUUCCACUCUAUAACAUAGAAAGUAACCAUUUGACUCGAUAGCUUCUGACGUUUAGAUCAAACCCUGUAUUAAAAGAUUAACUUUCAUUGUUGUCAGCAGAACAUUUGGAUUAACAAGAGUCACAGAUUUCAGUGUUGAAUAUUCCUGGGUAGAAUAAUGCAUCCUACAAUACUGUGUAGGCCAGUGGUCACCAACCUAUUCAAGAUCACUUUUAUUGAUCUAUCGCUCAGAAUUAAAAAAAAAAACAUUACUUAACAUUUUUGUAGGAA
Messenger RNA from Oncorhynchus tshawytscha (Chinook salmon), 1282 nucleotides. Its product is annotated as zinc finger protein 213-like. The transcript is spliced from 2 exons. Gene Ontology annotation, molecular function: RNA polymerase II cis-regulatory region sequence-specific DNA binding; DNA-binding transcription factor activity. The coding region runs from base 268 to 1026 and encodes 252 amino acids. The record is from RefSeq and is a predicted model, not a curated record. NCBI's taxonomy places the organism in Eukaryota, Metazoa, Chordata, Actinopteri, Salmoniformes, Salmonidae. Gene Ontology annotation, biological process: regulation of transcription by RNA polymerase II.